Molecule: messenger RNA, 1992 nt
Organism: Alligator sinensis (Chinese alligator)
Lineage: Eukaryota; Metazoa; Chordata; Crocodylia; Alligatoridae
Exons: 2
Coding region: 59-1330 (423 amino acids)
Source: RefSeq, a predicted model, not a curated record
UAGCCAUACAGCUCCAUGUGCAGCACCCUUGUGCCCCAGUCAGCCUCUCUGCCACCUGAUGCUACUGACUGGAGCCUGGGACUCACAACCCCCGUGCCUCUGCCAGCCCAGAGCUGCUCCCUGGACACCAGACCAUACUGCCGCUGCCAGCUGCAGCCCCACACCACCACCUGCUUCCUGGGCCUGCCCCGAGUCUGCUGCCAACCGCCGUCAUCUACCAGAGCUGCCUCAACCCCACGACUGCCCACGGAGCCUGCCUCCAGCUGCCACCAUGUCAGGCCCCACGCCUGCUGACACCCAAGGACGGGGGCCGAACUGGACGCAUGAGGAGACCUCUGACCUCAUUGCCAUCUGGGGGGACGUUGAGGUCCAACGGCAAUUUGCCUGUGCUACCAGGGCCAAUGCCCAUGUGUUCGAAGACAUGGCCCGGAGGAUGCAAAAGCGUGGUCACCGGAGGUCUGGCCACCAGUGCCGGGUGAAGGCCAAGGCCCUGAGGGCACAAUAUCUCCGCAUUCGGGACCAUAAUAGGCAGCCUGGGGCUGCCCCUAGAACCAUGCCCUUCCUCCGUGAGCUUGAGAGGAUCCUGGUCCCCAUGGAUCCUGGUGAGGCUCCUCACGUGUUCUGCAGCACAGGUGGGCUGAAGGAGCCCAUGCCAGGGGCCCCAGACCAGGAGGACUCUCCAGGUGAGGGCACCUCGGGGCUCCCACAUCAGGUCCUGGUGUGCUCCUCACUCUCAGUCUCACCUGGCAACUCAGGCAGCCCAGGUCACCACCUGCCCCGGCUAUUCCACAAGCGGCCCACCUGCAGGGAGGAGAGGGCAGGGAUGUCCACUGUGGAUAUCAGCUCCAGCUCAUCACAAGAGGGGACCACUGCUCAGCCAGCUACCCACUGUGCCUCACUGUCCCAGGAUGCAUCAGCCAGCCGGACCUCAUCUCCACGGCCAAGGAUAUCAUCCGACUGCCAGGAAUGGCUGCCACACCCUCCCGCACCAGCUGCUGGACAUGGGGGAGAACCACCCGGCAGUAGUGGAGAUGAGGCCACAAGGACACCUGCAGCUUCUGCAGGUGCACUCCAGAUGCGCCAGCUCCGUCAGCACCAGAGCCAGAAUUGGACAGCUCUCCUUGAACGGCUGGUCACCAUCUCCGAGGAGUGGCUUGAAGAGACUCGAACCUGGCACCGCCGCUGGCUCCAUGAGUUUCGCAGGAUGUGGCAGGCCAUGGAGCAGUCAGACCGUGAAGACCAUGAGGCAUGGCGGGCAGAGAGUGAGGUGCUCCACACCCUCCUGCAGAGGCUGGUGGGGACCCAAGAGGACCAGCAUGAUCUAAUGUGAUGGGCUGUGGCCACCGCUGAGGACAACCAGCACAUCAAAGACUCUGUGCUGGCCUUGGUGGUGUUUGGUGUCAUGCCCAACAUCCAGGUCCUGGCACCAGCCCUGGCUGCCCCUUGACAGCUGCCUGCAGGCCUACCUUGGGACCCCCAGUGGGUAUGGCGGCAGUUGCAGUGCCACCUGCAGUGGGCUGGGCCCCCAGCCUGUGCACCAGCUUCUGGUUCUCCAGACCCCCUGCUUCACCCACUGUCCUCUGUUCGCCCUGGCUCCAUGCAGCCCCUGAGCGGGAGGUGGGCAUGGCAGGGCUGGCUCCCCACAGGGGCCCUGCUGGUCCCAGCCUCAUGGAAGAGUGGAGUGAGCAGGCUGGACAGUGCCUGCCUUCAUCCCCCAGGCCAGCCCCUGUCCCACCACAAUUGCUGUGAGACCCAGAACUUAGAUGCUGGUGGCUGUGGUGGGGGGCACUGGGCACCUUCCUCCAGGCUCCACACCCUUGGUGCCUCCUCCCCACUGUUCCCCCCUGACCCUUGUAAAUAGACGCCUGUAAAUAAUUCCACAUGGGUGAGGGUGUUUUAAUGGUGGUGUGCAUUGGGGCUGAGGGAUGGCUGUUGUUGGGAGGGAGGGAAGGAGGGGGGGUCUGUUGGUAUGUUGGAGAUGGAAAUAAAGUU